AGAAAGGCCGGCGCUCUGCGGGCUGGGAAGCGGGGCGCUCGGCCGCCCCGGGCCCCUGCAGACGGAAGCCCGCUCUGACGUCUCGCCGGGACACUGGGUUCCCUAGGAGCGGCCCCAAGCUUAAUAAUUGUCCAGAAGGCAGCUAUAAAGGGAGCCUGGGAGGCUGAGUGGAGGAGGGAGCGGAAAAAAGACAACUCAGCAGAUCUGGGCACUGAGAGAGCUGAAAGCAGGAGCUUGGUCAGAGGCUGUGAGUCCUGCCUGGCGGGAUCUGCUCCUUUUUACCAUGGCAGGCCAAGGCUACGGCUAUUACCGCGCUGUGAUCUUCUCAGCCAUGUUUGGGGGCUACAGCCUGUACUACUUCAACCGCAAGACCUUCUCCUUUGUCAUGCCAGCAUUGGUGGAAGAGAUCCCUUUGGACAAGGAUGAUUUGGGACUCAUCACCAGCAGCCAGUCGGCAGCCUAUGCCAUCAGCAAGUUUGUGAGCGGAGUGCUGUCCGACCAGAUGAGUGCUCGUUGGCUGUUCUCCUCCGGGCUGCUCCUGGUUGGCUUGGUCAAUGUAGUCUUUUCCUGGAGCUCCACAGUACCUGUAUUUGCUGCUCUUUGGUUCCUUAAUGGCCUGGCACAGGGGCUGGGCUGGCCCCCGUGUGGGAAGAUCCUACGGAAGUGGUUUGAGCCAUCUCAGUUUGGCACCUGGUGGGCCAUCUUGUCAACCAGCAUGAACCUGGCUGGAGGGCUGGGCCCAAUCCUGGCCACCAUCCUUGCCCAGAACUACAGCUGGCGCAGCACGCUGGCCCUGUCUGGGGCCCUGUGUGUGGCUGUCUCCUUCCUCUGCCUCCUCCUCAUCCACAACGAACCUGCUGAUGUUGGACUACGCAACUUGGACCCUACUCCCUCCAAGGGCAAGAAGGGUUCCUCCAAAGAGGACAGUACCCUGCGAGAGCUGCUGCUGUCCCCCUACCUGUGGGUGCUCUCCACAGGCUACCUGGUGGUGUUUGGCGUAAAGACGUGCUGCACAGACUGGGGCCAGUUCUUCCUUAUCCAGGAGCGAGGACAGUCCGCCCUCGUGGGUAGCUCCUACAUGAGUGCCCUGGAGGUUGGGGGUCUUGUGGGCAGCAUUGCAGCUGGCUACCUGUCAGACCGGGCCAUGGCAAAGGCGGGGCUGUCUGUCUAUGGGAACCCUCGCCAUGGCCUGCUGCUGUUCAUGAUGGCUGGCAUGACCGCGUCCAUGUACCUCUUCCGGGUAACGGUGACCAGUGACUCCCCGAAGGAAGAUGCUUUCUGGACUCCGGCUCUCCACCCUCUUGCUGAGCUCACAGGCUUUACGGAACACGAGAUCUGGAUCCUGGUACUGGGUGCUGUCUUUGGUUUCUCCUCUUAUGGGCCCAUUGCCUUGUUUGGAGUCAUAGCCAAUGAAAGCGCCCCUUCCAAUUUGUGUGGUACCUCUCAUGCCAUCGUGGGACUAAUGGCCAAUGUGGGUGGCUUUCUGGCCGGGCUGCCCUUCAGUACCAUCGCCAAACACUACAGUUGGAGCACAGCCUUCUGGGUGGCGGAAAUGAUCUGUGCAGCCAGUACAGCUGGUUUCUUCCUACUCCGAAACAUCCGCACCAAGAUGGGUCAAAUGCCCAAGAAGGCAGAGUGAAGAGUCCUGGCUCUGGAGCACCCUCUCCCCUGUGGUUACCCUGCACAGUCCGGGGUGCAGAAAGGGGGGCUGCCCCGGCUAGCGCUGAGCCUUUCACCUUUCACGUUCAUCUCUGUACCUUGUCCUUCACCCACGUGGCACUGGAAAUUAUCAGUGGCUAAUGAGGUGUCAUCUCUCCAUCCUGUGCUUUAUUUAAAAGACCUUUGUCUUUGGACUCCCAUUAGCUAAUUGGUUCAUUUCCAGAUGAACAGGAAAUUGGAUGUGCGUGUCCCCUUACCCUUCUGUGUCUCCUCAGCCUUGUCCUACCCCCAUCUCACCCAUCCCCAUCUGAGCCAAGGCUGGCCCUGCAGCUGCAGGGCACCAAUGACUUGUGACUUCCACUGUGCCCUGAGGCCUCUCCGCAGUGGGCAACAGCUUUUGCUAAUACCUGAGUCUUAGGGGAAGAGAGGAGGCCACCACUCUCACCAACACCCUGAGUACAGGAGGGGAACGAAUGGGAGGGUAAGACAAUUCGUUAAGGGAUUAAAGCUAGAUUUGAUAUAAAACAG
Chinchilla lanigera (long-tailed chinchilla) is the source of this 2187-nucleotide messenger RNA. It is a transcript of the gene Slc37a4, whose product is annotated as solute carrier family 37 (glucose-6-phosphate transporter), member 4. Gene Ontology annotation, molecular function: glucose 6-phosphate:phosphate antiporter activity. The record is from RefSeq and is a predicted model, not a curated record. NCBI's taxonomy places the organism in Eukaryota, Metazoa, Chordata, Mammalia, Rodentia, Chinchillidae. The transcript has 10 exons. Bases 284 to 1639 code for a protein of 451 amino acids. Gene Ontology annotation, biological process: phosphate ion transmembrane transport; glucose-6-phosphate transport. Gene Ontology annotation, cellular component: endoplasmic reticulum membrane.